UAUCCCUCUCUCUCUACCACCAACUCCUUCUAUAUAAUUACCACCAAACCCAUUCUCUGAAAAAUCAAAAAACUUUCUCUCUCUCAAAUUCCAAUGGCGUCAAACAAUGUCCUCCCACCCACCGGCACCGGCCUCAUCGUAAGCUUCGGCGAGAUGCUCAUCGACUUCGUCCCCACCGUCUCCGGCGUAUCACUCGCCGAAGCACCAGGCUUCCUCAAAGCCCCCGGCGGUGCACCAGCUAACGUAGCCAUCGCCGUGAACCGACUCGGCGGCAAAGCCGCCUUCGUCGGUAAACUCGGAGACGAUGAAUUCGGUCACAUGCUCGCCGGGAUCUUGAAGGAGAACGGUGUCAAAACCGACGGUAUUAAUUUCGAUCAAGGCGCGAGAACCGCGUUGGCGUUUGUUACUCUACGCGCCGACGGGGAGCGUGAGUUUAUGUUUUAUAGGAAUCCAAGUGCUGACAUGCUUCUAAAACCUGAAGAACUCAACCUCGAACUCAUCAGAUCUGCGAAAGUGUUUCACUAUGGAUCCAUUAGUUUGAUUGUGGAGCCAUGCAGAUCAGCGCAUUUGAAGGCAUUGGAAGUUGCCAAGGAUGCUGGCUGUCUGCUUUCCUAUGAUCCCAACCUUCGGUUACCGUUGUGGCCUUCGGCCGAUGAAGCUCGUAAGCAGAUAUUGAGUAUAUGGGAGAAGGCUGAUUUGAUUAAGGUUAGUGAUAAUGAGCUGGAGUUCUUGACUGGGAGUGACAAGAUUGAUGAUGAGACUGCCUUGACAUUGUGGCACCCUAAUUUGAAGUUGCUCCUUGUCACCCUCGGCGAACACGGUGCAAAGUAUUACACCAAGAAUUUCCAUGGAACAGUAGAAGCAUUCCAUGUUAAAACAGUCGACACAACUGGUGCUGGUGAUUCCUUUGUUGGUGCUUUGUUGGCUAAGAUUGUUGAUGAUCAGUCUAUACUAGAAGAUGAACCUAGGUUAAGAGAAGUGCUUAAGUUUGCGAAUGCUUGUGGAGCGAUCACGACGACUAAAAAGGGAGCAAUUCCUGCUCUUCCCAAGGAGGAGGAUGCACUGAAAUUGAUCAAUGCUGCAUAGAUUUGUUGAGCAUAUUUUGUUGUCGUCUUCCCAUCUUGUUUAGCUUUUUUGUUGGAGGAGCUCUUAAUCAAUUUAAGAGGGAAUUUGUCUCUAAUUUUGUUUGUUUGUUUUUUCUCUGUGAAUUGAUGGCAAAGUCAUAUGAUGAGUUUGGCCAAAUAAUGUUGAUUGAAUUUUGAUAUGAGAUGUUGAAUGAAAGUCUGAUUCACGGUUGUUGCUGCA
Molecule: messenger RNA, 1305 nt
Organism: Vicia villosa (hairy vetch)
Lineage: Eukaryota; Viridiplantae; Streptophyta; Magnoliopsida; Fabales; Fabaceae
Product: fructokinase-2-like
Exons: 4
Coding region: 94-1086 (330 amino acids)
Biological process (GO): fructose metabolic process
Cellular component (GO): cytosol
Molecular function (GO): fructokinase activity
Source: RefSeq, a predicted model, not a curated record